GCUGUCAAACCUACAAGUUUAUGUAUAGAUCUGGAGCUGGACACUGGUUCCGGAUGGCUUACAUAAUUUUUGAGGAUUUCUCAGUCGUAGUCGUUCUGUAUAUUUUUAAACGUCAAAUGGAGAUUAUGUUUUAGCCUCUCCACGAUCCCUUUUUCUAAAUAUGCUUCAUAUCCAGGGAUUUGGAAAUUGAUAGUGAAGGAACAAGUUUAGUGUCCAAAUAUUGCAACUUGAAGUUGAAGAACUGGCAAUGUUGUAUUGUGGGUCGGGCCGUGUGUUUAUUUUUUUUUCGGAUUUGUAUUUGGCAAUAAGCUAAAAAACGGUAUUUUAUUGUGAUGGCGAACUUGAACAGAUCAUUCGUGUAUGGAAUUGGCUUUGCCUCAGCGACAUGGAUCGUCUCCUUAUACCUAUAUUUCCAAAUAGCUAGACAAGACAUGUUUCUAGCAAAAUCAUCUACCCAACCCCCUUGGGGUCUCAAACAGGAUCUAUUAUCCUUUGGAGAUGAAAAGUUCAAUAAAAAAUCAUUCAGACAAAACUUACGCCCCGCUUUAAAGCUGCAGAAGUAUCAAAAACCAGUAGAUGAAGACCUGCUUGAACUAGGCAUGAUUAAGGAUAAAGUAGACCAAAAAACUAAAGAAGAUGGGUAUAAAAUACACGCAUACAAUAUCCUGAUAAGCAAUAGAUUACCGUUAGAUCGAGAUUUGCCUGAUACAAGAAAUCCUCUAUGUAAAAGCAAGACUUAUGAGGCAGACCUACCAAAAGCAAGUGUGGUGAUAUGCUUUUAUAAUGAACAUUUCCAAACAUUGCUCAGAACCAUUCACUCGAUACUGAAUAGAACUGCAUCCGAACUUCUAGAAGAAAUACUACUGAUAGAUGAUUACAGUGAUGCCAAAAAUUUAUAUGCUGAUGUUGAGAAGUAUAUGAAAGAACAUAGUUUACCUAAAGUAAAGUUGAUGAAGACAGAACGCAGAGAAGGAUUGAUAAGGGCUAGACUUAUUGGUGCUAGAAAAGCAACUGGAAAGGUCCUAGUAUUCCUAGAUAGUCACAUAGAAGUCAACAUUGACUGGCUAAGACCUUUGCUCCAGAGGAUAAAAGAGAAGAAAACAAAUGUUGUUAUGCCAAUUAUUGAUAUCAUCAAUCCGGAUACUUUUGAGUACACUGCAAGCCCUUUAGUAAGAGGAGGAUUCAAUUGGGGGCUGCAUUUUAAGUGGGAGAACUUACCAAAACACACCCUAGUAACCAAGGAUGAUUUUGUAAAACCCAUCAAGUCCCCUACAAUGGCUGGAGGUCUUUUUGCCAUUGACAAGAGCUACUUUGUUGACAUAGGAGAAUAUGAUGCUGGCAUGAACAUUUGGGGUGGUGAGAAUCUAGAGUUGUCUUUCAGGAUUUGGAUGUGUGGAGGAUCACUUGAGCUCAUCCCUUGCAGUCGUGUAGGCCAUAUCUUCAGACAUCGAAGACCAUAUGGCUCGCCAGAUGGAGAAGAUACCAUGUUACACAAUUCAUUGAGGGUUGCCUACGUUUGGAUGGACGAAUACAAGGACUUCUUUUUGAAUCAACGUCCUGAGUCGAGGAAAAUAGAUUAUGGGGACAUUUCUUCCAGAAUACAACUAAGGAAAGAACUAAAAUGCUAUGACUUUGAUUGGUAUUUAAAGAAUGUUUAUCCUGAGUUAGCGUUACCUACUGAUGACGAAGCAAGAUUGAAGAAAAAGUGGUCCCAAGUUGAACAAGACAAAUAUCAACCUUGGCACUCUAGGAAGCGAAACUAUGUGGACCAAUACCAGAUUCAACUAGUGAAUAGUAGCUUGUGCAUACAGAGUGCCAAAGAUGUCAAAACUAAAGGUAGCAGGUUGAAACUAUUGCCUUGUAAAAAGAGCAAAGCACAAAGUUGGUCAGAGACAGACAAGAGUGAGCUGGUUCUAGCGCAACUUCUGUGUUUGCAGUCAGGAAAAGUGGCGCCAAUUUUGUACAAAUGUCAUGAGAUGGGUGGGGACCAAGAGUGGAAACAUAAAGGUGGAAAAAAUACUCCUAUCUACAAUCUAGCGGCAGGCAUGUGUCUGGCAGCUCAAAGAAGGGUGGUAAAUGCAGCUGUUGUGAUGAAUUUGUGUACAGACUCGAAUGGACUCAGCAAUUGGAAUCUUGUUCCUUGAAUUCUUAGGAUAGUUUUGUGAAAAUCUCUUUUUAUAAUAAGGCUGAUGAAAAUAUUUUAUUUUGUAUACAAAGUAAUUUGUCCCCUAUCAUUGCACCCUGAAAAUGAUAAAACAGACAAACUGAGAAAUGAAUUUGAGGUAGUGCUAUGGUAAUGUUGUGCUAUGUGAACUGUUGUCCUUUUGUGAAGUUCUUCUAUCAUUCCAGUAUUUUGAUAUGUUAGUUUUUUAACUUUUAUGAGUAAAGAUUCAUAAAUUGUA
Acanthoscelides obtectus is the source of this 2402-nucleotide messenger RNA. NCBI's taxonomy places the organism in Eukaryota, Metazoa, Arthropoda, Insecta, Coleoptera, Chrysomelidae. The record is from the annotation of a GenBank genome assembly.